Penicillium robsamsonii is the source of this 2511-nucleotide messenger RNA. RefSeq names its product putative C6 transcription factor. Bases 1 to 2511 code for a protein of 836 amino acids. Gene Ontology annotation, biological process: DNA-templated transcription; positive regulation of transcription by RNA polymerase II. NCBI's taxonomy places the organism in Eukaryota, Fungi, Ascomycota, Eurotiomycetes, Eurotiales, Aspergillaceae. Gene Ontology annotation, molecular function: zinc ion binding; DNA-binding transcription factor activity, RNA polymerase II-specific; DNA binding. The record is from RefSeq and is a predicted model, not a curated record. The transcript is spliced from 2 exons.
AUGGAUGAGGGAUCGGAUAAGGCCCCUCGCCGCAAGAGGGUCUCCCGAGCUUGCGAUCGCUGUCGCACUAAGAAAGAUAAAUGCGACGGCAUUCGUCCCACUUGUUCCGCCUGUCAGGUAUCGGGCCAAUCCUGCUCCUACGACCCCCAUGCAAAGAAACGCGGUCUCCCCGAGGGCUACGUCCGUGGCUUGGAGAAGUUGUGGGCGCUGUCGAUCUGCAACAUUGACGGGUUCGAGGAUACCAUGCUGGCCAUGCUAGGAAAUACCGCCGAAUCCGCUGAUCGUCACGAGAAAUUAAUGUCCGUGUGGUCGGACGAUAGUGCCUCGGAGAGUUUACACGAAUCUUGGAAAUCGAGUCGGCUAUUCGGCGCGCUGGAGAAAAUGUUGUCUAGUUCUGAUGCGCCGGGCUCGGCGACCGGGAAGCGAUCGCGUAACUCACACGAUGAUGGUCCCGACGGUCAAUGGGGGUUCCGAGUAGCUCGCACUUCCACCCCGCUCGGUCCUGGUGCUCCGCGUAUAGAGCUCCUUGCCGCAUCGGGUGUAAAGCGGGCUCGAUUGUCCAAAGAGCCGGAUAGUUGGGGUAUCGCUGGACCUAGUCCCCAAACGCUGCAGUUGCCGCCUCAAACGUCGCAGCUGCUCGAUAUCUACUUUGCGGUCACGCAUUCAUGGUUCCCCGUGGUCGCCAAGCAUAACAUUCUCCGCGCUUCGUACCUUUACGCCAACGCCCCUAUAUAUGUUGCCACGACUUCACCUGGGUCCGGCGAUCAUGCCGCCCUGUGGGCAAUCUUGAGUUACACUAUCACUCAAUCGCGAACAAAUUCACGGGCUGGUCCCACUGGAACAGUCGCCCUGGUGAAGGAAUAUUAUACCAUCUCACGGAAUCUCAUCCCCACGGAGAAAGAGCGUUAUGAGGCCGGCCAUAUUCAGGCUUUACUGCUGCUGGCCUUGGUGAACAUGGGCCUUGAAGAAUGGACCGCGGCUUGGCUGUUGAGCGGCCAAGCAGUGCGUAUGGCGAUUGCCAUGGGCCUUGGAACUGUGUCCGACAACCGGCGGUCUGAUGAACUCAGACAAGGUAAGGCGGUGUUCUUGGGAUGCUUUGUAGUUGAUUCUAUGCUCUCUUUCCGUCUUUCGCGGAGCCCAGCCAUGACUCCAAGCGACCUCACUGCGGUGGGACUUUUGGAAGAAGAUGGACUGGAGGAGUGGAACUCCUGGGUGGACGUUUUACCACCCACAGGUGCUCCACAGAGCAGCAAGAACCCGCCACGCCGAGGACCACUCUUGGCCCUGAGCUGCUUCAACCGCUUAGUUGAGUUGGCGAGCGUUCUCAAUAAAAUCUCCCGUCACAUGUCUUCGGGAUACAAUAUGGCCACCUUUGCGCAGCAAUUGGUCAUGGAGCUUAAGCAAUGGGAUGACCGCCUACCUCUGGGAUGCCGUCUGAUUGGACCGGAAAGCAUUUAUCCAGAGCGGCAUUCAGCUCUACUUCCCCAUCAAAGCUACCUAGGGCUAACCUAUGUGGCCACCCUACUUUGGCUCUAUCUUCAAUUGAUAUCGGGUGAGCAGGGGUUGCACCGCUCACAGCGCCCAGCUACGGAGGGGGCAAAGAAGCUCCUCUACCGAGGGCUCUCUAUGGUCACCCAACACUUGGAAAACUUCUCCAUGUGCUCUCUCCCACCGUUGUUCGAGCUAAGUCUUCGCACAAUUGCGGAGCAAGCGUUCAGAUUGCGCAACAUCGCCGACUCAUCGGACACCUUUCCCUUUGCCAGGUGGGCAGACGAGUUCCGACACAAAACGGCAGCUUUCGCCUCCACGUGGCCGGCAUAUGGAUCUUUGGUUUCCACCAUGGAGAGAUGGCAGCACUCCAAAGAUAGUGGGGGGGCGUCCACUUUCCCCGGGGCCGUUGGUCAUCCAUAUUCAGGUGCACCCAUGGCAGGCUCCAUGCAACCCCCAGGCGGAGCUCGCAGCCUACCUCAAAAUGGCGAUGUAGAUUACACCUCUUCUAUCCUUGGCAUCAGUAUGCCAGCCGAUGGGCAAUCUUUGACCCCCAAAGACACAGUAAUGGGAAACACAGAGCUAGGCAUGAUGGGCGUGUCACCACACCAUCCAAGGGAAGUACAGUCGGUUCUAUCAGAUAAGAUCACUCCACGCAGCAGAGCAGAUUCCGUGUAUGGCGCAACUAGCGCACAUCAUCAACAACCACAACCCCAAACUCCCGACUCGACAACCUCAAACCCAGUGAUGCCUGCAAACCUGGCUUCCACCGGUGACAUCGACGCCAUCUUCAAAGACCUCGCAUACCUCGAUACCACUGAAUGGUCCACGAACCGCGAGGCCGGUCUGAAAGACUUUGGGUUCUUGGACGAUAGCACCUUCCAGGCUUUCUGUCAUGACCCGGAUCGCUUGAGCGGAUCACAGCCACUGGUUCAUCCACCUUCUAUAGCGGAUAUCUGGCCACCGCCUGGGUUCUUCCCAGAGACCUUCCGGGAGGUCCCCGAGGAGUCUAUGGGCAGCUGA